AUGCUGCGACGCGUGCAACGACGAUGGCGCCGCCGUCUCCGCCGCUGCGUCGAUGAUCUCCGCGACGCCAAAGUCGCCGAUCGCCACCUCCUUCGUGCGGUGAUCGAGGAAUAUGUUGUGCGUCUUGAGGUCGCGGUGCACGAUGCCCUGGGCGUGCAGGUGCUGCAUCCCCAGGCAUAUACUCGCAAACCACAUCAUCACGCGCUCGAGCGGCAGGUACUCGUCCUUCUCCCGCUGCCGCGCGAUGAGCGCGUCGAGGUCACCGCCGUCGUAGUAGUCCAUCACAAUGCAGAGGCUGUCUUCGUUGAAGAGAAAGGCAUCUCGCUGCGUGACGAUGAAGGGAUGGUGGAGGCGGCUCAUCACGCGUAUCUCUUGCGCCGCCUCCUGCCGCUGCUGCUCGCUAAGGCCGGUGAGGGGGAUGCGCUUCAUAACAAAGACGCCGUUGUCCAGUGCGCGGCGCACUUUGAAGACGACGCCGAAACUCCCCGUCGCCAUCUUCUCCACGAUGUGGUACUCAUUCAUUGGGCUUGCUGA
This is a messenger RNA of Trypanosoma grayi, 534 nucleotides long. RefSeq lists its product as hypothetical. Bases 1 to 534 code for a protein of 177 amino acids. The transcript has a single exon. The record is from RefSeq and is a predicted model, not a curated record. Lineage: Eukaryota; Euglenozoa; Kinetoplastea; Trypanosomatida; Trypanosomatidae.